AUGACUGUUCUGGAUGAUAAUCACAAUAGUAUUGAACUGCACACUAUACAAACAGCAAAUGUUCAAGAAAAUGAUAUUAUUCAAAUUAGUGAAUAUAAAAUACCUGAUGAUCCACAUGAUAAAAAACUUCUUCGGAAACUUGAUCUUCAUCUUAUUCCAACAAUGACAUUACUUUAUCUAUUAAGUUAUCUUGAUCGAGUUAAUAUUGGACAAGCAAAACUCGAUGGUCUCAUGGAAUCAUUAAAACUAACAAGUGCUCAAUAUAAUGCAUGUCUUAGUGUUUUCUUUAUCACUUAUGUUGCGUUUGAGAUUCCAUCAAAUCUUGUUCUUAAGAAACUAAGACCAAGUCGGUGGAUACCAAUGAUUAUGAUUGCAUGGGGUAUAGUAAUGACGUUGAUGGGUCUUGUACAUUCUUAUGGUGGUCUUCUUGCUUGUCGACUCGUGCUAGGUGCAGCUGAAUCUGGUCUUUUUCCAGGUGCUGCGUUUUAUUUAUCUAGUUGGUAUAGAAGACGUGAGUUAUCGUGGAGAAUAAGUAUACUAUUUUCUGCAGCUGCAUUAGCUGGUGCAUUUGGUGGUGUUCUUGCUUUUGGUAUCAGUCAGAUGAGAGGUAUAGGUGGACAAGAAGGUUGGCGAUGGAUUUUUUACAUUGAAGGAAUGAUGACUGUUCUUGUCGGUGUAGCAGCUUUCUUUCUGAUCAAUGAUUUUCCAUCGGAUCGACCGAAAUUCUUAACGGAAGAAGAAUGUGACCGAACAAUUACUCGAUUACAAAGUGAUGCUGGGCCUGGAGCUGGUGAACACUUCAGUUGGAAACAAGUUCGAGCAGCAUUUCUCGAUUGGAAAAUCUAUAUGUUCUGUUUGUGUUAUAUCGCUAUUACUGAACCAUUCUAUUCUCUUUCACUUUUUUCACCAACUAUUGUUCAAAGUCUUGGUUUUCAAAGUUACCGUGCACAGCUUAUGACAACACCUCCAUAUGUAUUUGCAUUCAUUACUACAAUGACAACGGCUUAUUUUUCUGAUCGAUAUACAAGACGUGCUGUUUUUAUUAUGUUUUGGUUAAUAGUGGUUAUUAUUGGUUUUAUUAUUUUGAUUGCUUCACAGAAUCUAAAUGUUAAAUAUUUUGCUGUAUUCUUAACGGCGGGUGGUAUUUCACCAUGUAUGGCUACGUGUAUUGCUUUUAUCUCGUGCAAUAUUAGUCCACAUACAAAACGAGCAACUGCAUUAGCAUUUAUGUUAUCUGUAGGUAAUAGCGGUGGAGCAAUCAGUGGUCAAAUCUAUCGAUCUCAAGACGGACCUCGUUUUAUUCUUGGUCAUGCAAUCAAUCUUGGAUUUUGUGUAUUAGGAUUAAUUAGUGUUAUUAUAUUAUUUAUUAGUCUUCGAUUAGAAAAUCAUCGUCGUGAUCGAUUAUAUGGUGUUGUGUCUAGUAGAAAUAGAAAGAUAAGUGUUAUAACGACAGAGUUGAAUAAAGAAGUUGUUGAUGUCUGUGGGAUUGGAAGCGAAGAAGAUCGACGAAAGUGGGGCUAUGAACAUAUGUCAGAAGAAGAAAUUCGGGAUUUAGGUGAUAGACAUGCUACUUGGCGGUCACCUACAAAAUCUGUAUUACAUAUUGCUAAACUUAUACGAGGUGAACUAACAGCUUUAACUGAUAUACAAAUUGCUGUACCAGAUGAUGGUUAUGUUCGAGUUGGUUAG
Messenger RNA from Adineta steineri, 1689 nucleotides. Lineage: Eukaryota; Metazoa; Rotifera; Eurotatoria; Adinetida; Adinetidae. The record is from the annotation of a GenBank genome assembly.